This is a messenger RNA of Fonticula alba, 1101 nucleotides long. RefSeq lists its product as hypothetical. The transcript has 3 exons. NCBI's taxonomy places the organism in Eukaryota, Rotosphaerida, Fonticulaceae. The record is from RefSeq and is a predicted model, not a curated record. Bases 16 to 1065 code for a protein of 349 amino acids.
CCCCCCCCAUCUUCCAUGUUCCAAAUUGUCUACAAUGUGGCCAGCACGGCCCUUUGCUACUUCCUACCGGCCUACCACGCUUACAAGGCCCUGGAUUCGGGCGACCGGCGACGCGAGCGCGGAGCCCUAAAGGCUUUGGCCACUGUGUCGGUGUUCAAUUUCCUGGAGUUCACCCUCCUGGAUAUGUUUGUUUCGCCAAUGGUCCCCUUCUAUGGCCUGAUCAAGCUGGGCUUCAUUGUGUGGCUUUCGCAUGGGCGAAUCAACGACACGGACCCGGAUGCGGCCGUCGACACGGACGAGGCCGCUGCCUCGGCCGUCGUCCAGGCCAACGCCUCCGGCAUGGCGCUUUCCUCGGCCGAUGCCCCGGUCACGAAGCCGGGGCGUCGCUUCGGCUUCGGCCUGGGGGCCAUGCGUGGCGCGCGUUAUCUCUACCGACAUCUGAUCGAGCCGUGGUUCCGUCGCAACGAGCCUUCCAUUGACGGCUACUUGGACCUGUUCAGCCAGCGCACGGCCGAGAUUUCCACCAACCUCAUUGAUCAGUCGCAAAAGAUGGCCGCGCCGGUCAUCGACCAGGCCCUUCAAACGGCACAGCAUGCUGUCACCGGGCAAUUUGCUGCUGGGCCCUCCUUUGCUCCAGGUUCGUCGAGCGGCCCGCCCCCGCCGGCCUACUUCCCGCCCACCGGUGCCGAGGGGCAGGGCUUCCCCCCCGAGCCGAGCCCCAGCGCCACGCACAUUCUCUCCGGCCUGCUGUCUCUCCUGCCGGGCGCCGCCUUCUUGGUGAAUGGCCUGCUGGCGGCCAACGCCCCGGCUGGCGUCUUCCCUCCCCCUCACGGGGGCAUGGGCAUGGGCCAAGUGCCUCGCCGUCGCCCGGGUGUCCACCCGUCGUCGCAGUAUGCUGACAUUUCGCAGAGCCGGAUCGUCGUCUUGGAGGAUGAGGAUGACCUGGAGCCGGACGGCUUCGGUGGCGGGCCAUUCGAUCAGGACACAAUCGUCAUCGAUGGGCCUUGGCCACCGGCGCCUGAUGAUCCAGAUGCUCGAGCCUUCCAGCGCCGGACGACUUUCUGAAGCAGGUGCACUGUCAGAGGCUGAGCCAAGCAGGGG